Molecule: messenger RNA, 588 nt
Organism: Alternaria postmessia
Lineage: Eukaryota; Fungi; Ascomycota; Dothideomycetes; Pleosporales; Pleosporaceae
Exons: 2
Coding region: 1-588 (195 amino acids)
Source: RefSeq, a predicted model, not a curated record
AUGGGCAAUGUUGAUGACAGCUUGUGGACAUCGGUACCAACAAUGAACUCUCCUCCAAAGACGAGACGAUGGAACUCAGCUCUAAACGAUUUUCGUAGUUCACUGAAACGGCCGUGGCGUCUUGACACGACCAACGACAACCCGAUAUCUGGAGAUGAAAAGCGGUUGUUACCAUCUUCUGAAAGGUUAUCGCCUCCAGAGCUACCACCGUCUUUUUCCUCCAGUGAUUUGGAUAAGACACCUGAUAUAUUCACCUUUAGAAAUCUUCAAGACAUACAACACAUUGAAGAGAAGGCACAGGAAGCUAUGCUUGUAUUGAAGCUGAACACAGAUGUUCUUGAGCAGCUGAGGCUGCAGUACGAAGAACUCACAAAGCAUGAAGAAUUUCCUCAAGAAACUUUCAUGAGCACCGAUAUCCUCAAAUUCCAAAAUGGCGAACAAGAACUACAAAUACAGGGUCUGAAGCUAUACUUGAAGGUUGCCCUGCCUGCGACAGCAAUGACCUUUAUCGCGUGGUACGUCAUCUAUUGCUUGGCUAGAAGAGAAACUAGACAGAAUGAUCGGUCCGAAGCAGCUGGUGAGGCUUGA